AAAUGAAUAAUCAAGGGGAGAAUUCAAAGAUAGAAGCAAUUAUUUAAUGGUCUAAGGAGUUGUUUAGUUUGGAAGGACAAGUUAAAAGAUUCACUGCAGGUUGAGAGCAAUUAUAAAAUUAGAAAUGAAUGAAGUCGUAUCAUUAUGUACCAAAGAGAAAUAUGAAUUGAAUUUUGUUCAAAAUACAAAAUCAAAGAGAUGGAUAGAAUUGGAUGUAAUAAUGGUUAUCAAAUAAUAAGAUUGGGAUCAAAUAAAAAGUAGAAGUCUAUGCAAAUAAUGAAUUGUAAAAUGUAGAUUUGAUUGUCUUUACAAUAUAAAUUGGUGCUCAAUAUCCAGUAAAGGAUGUGAGAAUAGUGUGCAAAACUACUGUAAUUUUAAUUAUUUAGUGAAGUUCGUUAGACCUACCUUGGCAGAUGGCAGAAACCUGAUAGCUGAUGUAUUGUUGCAGCCAUGGAAUUACAAAUUAUCUUUGGUUUCCAUAAUUAAAUAGAUCCCAUCAUUUUUAGUAUUCCGCUUAAUAAUAUGAUUCAUAGGAUCGUGUACUAUUGAAUAGAUUUGAUAAGAUCUAUCUUUAAAACAUAGGUCAAUAUUAUUUAGGUAGUUCCUAUUCAAUAGAUGAAUUGAAGGAUUUUCCAGAUUUAGCCAGAUUUCCAACAAUUCAAUAAUAGAAUGCCUUUUUCUAAAAUAUUUAAGUGAGGUUAGAAUAUACAUAUAAAUAAAUAGGUUGAUUGGAUUGAGUGAUGCUCAUUUUUAUUUAUUUGAGAUGAUAGAAGGGAAAGAUGAUUAUGUUCGACUGAUAUUCAGGGCUCCACUUUAGAGUUGUGUCUAAUUAAAAAGAAAGAAGGACAAUAGCACAUAAUUGUCAAUCACUUGGAAGAAUUACAAAAACAAACAAGAAGAACAAUAGAUAUUUACUAUAAAUGAAUAUGACAAGUUUAUAAGAUUGUUUUUGAGGAGAUUGAAUCAAUAUCAACAUGUGCGAAUGACAUCGAAUUCUUAUAUGGUAUUUGGAGAUUAGCAAUUGGCUGAGAAAUAGAAGAUCAACUCAAUCAUGAAGAAUCUAAAUUAAUUGGAGAAUGAGAUUGAUAAGAAAUUUAAUCAAUAGACAAUUAAUAAGCUGAUGGAUUUAUAUCAAUAAGUAAUAUUGCAGUUGAAUAUGAAACUAGGCAAUUGAAUUUUAUUCAUCUGCCAGCGAUUACUUGUAUGAGAUCUAUUUGAAUAAAUUACAGACAUUGAUACAGAGAUAAGAUGUAUAAGUUAUUUUAUAAUAUAAAUGA
Messenger RNA from Paramecium octaurelia, 1277 nucleotides. The record is from the annotation of a GenBank genome assembly. NCBI's taxonomy places the organism in Eukaryota, Ciliophora, Oligohymenophorea, Peniculida, Parameciidae.